This is a messenger RNA of Oppiella nova, 1717 nucleotides long. Lineage: Eukaryota; Metazoa; Arthropoda; Arachnida; Sarcoptiformes; Oppiidae. The record is from the annotation of a GenBank genome assembly.
UUGGACACUAAUUGUAUUGAUUUGUAUGAAUGCAUACAAUGUUAUGCAAUACUCAACACUUUUUCUAAUAGUUUUGCAUAUUUUCUACAUUUGUAGCCAACGUUUACAACCAAUCAAUCAUUCAAUCGUUUCUAAUUGUAUUUGAAUGACAAUUAGAUACAAAUAUUAUACUGUUUUGUAAAUCACCAAAAAGUGUCCACUAUUUGAGUACUUAUUGAAUACAAGAAUAUCUAUUAACCAAUUAAGUGGUCAUUUGUGAGUUGUGUCUAUAAAUCAAUGUCUUGUCGACGAUAUGAACACAAGUCUUACACAGAAGUGCUUUUAAUAACGUUAUGGUAAUGAGUGACGAAAGAAUCACUUCCAGAGGGUGGCCAAUUGGGACAGAAGUGGUGGCGAGAUAUCACUUCAGUGGUAAGGCUGAGGAGGACUUAUCCUUCGAAAAGGGAGACAUUCUGACGAUAACACACCAGACAAGAGACCCAAACUGGUACAGAGCGCGACACGUGGACGGCAGGGAAGGCCUCAUUCCCGCCAAUUAUAUCCAGAAGAGGUCUGAAGUGAAGUUGAAUGCAAUGCAUUGGUUUCACGGAAAGAUCACCAGAGAUGAGGCCGAAGCGCUUCUUAUGCCCAGAGCUGACGGCUUAUUUUUGGUGAGAGAGAGCACUAACUUUCCCGGGGAUUACACUCUAUGCGUGUGUUUCAACAAUCGGGUCGAACACUAUAGAGUCAUAUAUAAAGAUAAUAAGCUAACCAUCGAUGAGGAGGAAUACUUUGAAAAUCUGUCACAACUCGUGGAUCACUAUAUCGCGGACGCGGACGGCUUGUGUACAACCCUUCGCGUAUCAGUUCCUAAAAGUGGAAGUUUUGAGUUCAGUGUAGACUCGAAGGCAUUUGAAGCCGCGGGUUGGGUCAUCAAAAUGCAUGACUUGAAACUCGGAGAGAUUCUCGGAAAGGGAGAGUUUGGAGACGUACUGUUGGGCUCUUUGAGGGGCCAGAAGGUGGCCGUCAAGAAGCUCAAGGACUCGAGUAAAGCCGCACAAGACUUCUUAACAGAAGCCAGUCUUAUGACAUCUUUAAGACACAAAAAUUUAGUUCAAUUAUUGGGUGUUGUCUUUGACGGACCCUCUAUUUGUUUGAUCACCGAAUUUAUGGCAAAGGGAUCUCUGGUUGACUACUUGAGAUCCAGAGGAAGGCAUCACGUGACCAAAAAAGAUCAAAUAAAUUUUGCGACCGACACGUGCGCCGGAAUGAGUUAUUUAGAGUCAAAACAUGUGGUGCAUAGGGAUCUGGCGGCCAGGAAUGUGCUUAUAUCCGAAGACUGUAUCGCAAAAGUAUGUGAUUUUGGUUUAGCCAGAGAUGAGACCUUCAAUCUCGAAGGCGGAAAGUUUCCUAUCAAAUGGACGGCACCCGAAGCUCUCCGACACAACAAAUUCUCCAAUAAGUCUGAUAUGUGGAGUUUUGGAAUACUUUUGUGGGAAAUCUACUCAUUUGGAAGAGUACCCUAUCCUAGAAUUCCAUUGGCUGAUGUGGUGAAACACGUGGAAAAGGGUUACCGAAUGGAAGCACCCGAUGGUUGUCCGGUUGAAGUCUAUGAGAUAAUGAAACACUCGUGGGAUUUGGAGCCCGAAAAGAGACCCACAUUUUCAGUUGUUUUCAAAAAGUUGGAUCACUUGAAAGAACUGACCCUUUAGUUUAUUUAUUGACUCAAUUUUGUGGA